Choloepus didactylus (southern two-toed sloth) is the source of this 1942-nucleotide messenger RNA. It is a transcript of the gene TRABD, whose product is annotated as TraB domain containing. The record is from RefSeq and is a predicted model, not a curated record. The transcript is spliced from 9 exons. Bases 1 to 1545 code for a protein of 514 amino acids. Lineage: Eukaryota; Metazoa; Chordata; Mammalia; Pilosa; Megalonychidae.
AUGUCAGGGCCUUUGGCGUCAGUGCCCAGGGUGGUUUCCGGAGAGCCCCAGAGCCUGAGCAGCCCCUCGGACACUGUGGCCCUGGGCUCCCUGCUGCGAGGAGGUGCCAGGAAGCCUGUGAGCACACGAGGGGCAUGGCUGCAGCAGGAGCCCUCUUCUCGGGGCUGGGUGGGGGUGUGGGGGGCAGGGAUGCCAGAGCUGCCAGAGCCCCUGCUUGCCAGGGCGCUGACUCCUGCAGCGUGGCCGCACCGUGCUGUCCUGGCAGGUGACGUGGACGCCUUCCGCCUCCUGCUGGAGAUGAAGCUGCGGCGGCGGCGAGAGCGGCCCAGCCUGCCACACACCGUGACCGAGCUGGUGGCCGAGGACGGCAGCAGGGUCUACGUGGUGGGCACGGCCCACUUCAGCGACGACAGCAAGAGGGACGUCGUGAAGGUGGGCACGCGGGAGCAGCCAGACCAUCCGGGCGGUGCAGCCCGACGUGGUGGUGGUGGAGCUGUGCCAGUACCGCGUGGCCAUGCUGAAGAUGGACGAGCGCACACUGCUGCGGGAGGCGAAGGAGCUCAGCGUGGAGAAGCUGCGGCAGGCCGUCAGAACGGCGUCAUGUCGGGGCUGAUGCAGAUGCUGCUGCUGAAGGUGUCGGCGCACAUCACGGAGCAGCUGGGCAUGGCGCCGGGCGGCGAGUUCAGGGAGGCCUUCAAGGAGGCCAGCAAGGUGCCUUUCUGCAAGUUCCACCUGGGCGACCGGCCCCUCCCCGUCACCUUCAAGCGGGCCAUCGCCGCGCUCUCCUUCUGGCAGAAGGUCAAGCUGGCCUGGGGGCUCUGCUUCCUGUCGGACCCGAUCAGCAAGGACGACGUGGAGCGCUGCAAGCAGAAGGACCUGCUGGAGCAGAUGAUGGCCGAGAUGAUCGGCGAGUUCCCCGACCUGCACCGCACCAUCGUGUCGGAGCGCGACGUCUACCUGACCUACAUGCUGCGGCAGGCGGCCCGGCGCCUGGAGCUGCCGCGGGCCUCGGAGGCCGAGCCCCGACAGUGCGUCCCGUCCGUGGUGGUGGGGGUCGUGGGCAUGGGCCACGUGCCCGGCAUCGAGAAGAACUGGGGCUCGGACCUCAACAUCCAGGAGGUGAUGACGGUCCCCCCGCCGUCCGUCUCCGGCAGAGUGUCCCGACUGGCCGUGAAAGCCGCGGCCCUCGGCCUGGUGGGCUACGGCCUGUACUGGGUGGGCCGCCGCGCCGCCGGCCUGGUCCUGGCGCUGCCCGCCGCGCAGAGCUGCCUGCAGAGGGUGACCGCGGCGCGGCCGCAGAAGUCCCCUGGAGCCGGCCCACCGCCCGUCCAGAUAGGCCUUUCCCGGCUGCGAGCUCGGCUUCCCCGCGCUCCCCACCGCCGGCCAGCGGGGCGCCCCCACCUCACGUGCCUUCUGCUGCCCCGGCUGCCGGCAGGACCCCUGCCCCAAAGAGUCUCCCUGUCCGGCCGGGCCGCCUGGCAGGGCCGAGCGCUUCCCCGCUGCGGCGGCGCCCGGGAAUGUCUGACCGCCGGGUUUCUAUGUUAGUUUUCUAAACUGUCCGAAGUUUUUUUGCUCAGGUAAUUUUAACUUUAAAAAAACAAACUGAAGCGAACGUCAGGGAACGUGAGCCUUAACUCCGCCCGAGGGGCCGGGGUGGGCCCGGGGACUCCCGCGAGUCUGCGGCGGGACCGCCCUCCGUGGGGUGCGGGGCAGCCUGCACGCGGGGCCCCACCUGGGGGUGCCGGGCCUGACUUGGGGGACAGACUGACAGCCCGCUGCCGGUCCCACCCCCGGGGGCCCCAGGCGAGGCGUGGGGGUGUCGAUCUGGCUGACUUGGGUCUGGUCUGGCCCGAGGGGGGCAAAGCCCAUGGCCCCUCACCUUCCAUGUGUCUGGAUGCCUGUGUGCUUUCCUUACAAAAAUAAAAUUUAUUUUGGAAGCUCC